Hibiscus syriacus is the source of this 1728-nucleotide messenger RNA. Its product is annotated as BRO1 domain-containing protein BROX homolog. The transcript is spliced from 12 exons. Lineage: Eukaryota; Viridiplantae; Streptophyta; Magnoliopsida; Malvales; Malvaceae. Bases 274 to 1521 code for a protein of 415 amino acids. The record is from RefSeq and is a predicted model, not a curated record.
UAGUUGUUGCGUCAAAGAAAUGAAUAAAUAUUUGUUUAUGGGAAGUUUCAAUUGGCUCCUUUAACAAUGCCAGUGAAGACUUUCUAUGUCUCAGCCAUGUGAGAUAUGCCUCGGUUCCUGAGCUUCCUAUUGCCAGAUUCUUUUUCCUCUCUCUCUUCAUAUUUAAGAUAUCAUCAGUAUUCCGUUGCGUGUACUGAGAAUUUCAUUUCUCUCUCUCUCUCUCUCUCUGUGUAUACAGAUGUUAAUUUGUGAAAAGAAUCCCCAAGGAAAAAGAUGGGGUGCAUUUAUUCUGUGUACGGAGUUGGGAAGAAGAAGAAGUUGAGUAUCCCAGAAGUGGUUGUAUUUGUUCCUUGCAUGAGAAUUCCAGCACAAUGUGAUCUUCAAAGAGCGCUCGAUGGCCGAAUACCUCGCGAUGUUAUCAACAGAUUAUCUUGUCUAAGGAACCGGAUUGUGUUGGUUGCAGAGGACACUGGUGGAUCCGCGAUUACCGAACUGCAGCAGGCACUGGAAGAGUACUUGUCAAUUCUAGUUGGACUUGCUAAGAAAGAACAUGGUCUUGAGGACAUGGUGGAAUUCAAGUGGAAAAAUUUAGAAGAUGAAAGACAAGAGACUAGUGUAGCAAAUGUCUGGUUUGAAUUGUUUUCAGUUGUUCACAUGAUGGCUAUGCUCACAUUAACCGAGUCUAACACACUUAUGAUCCCCAAGGAUUAUUCUGGUUCUGGCUUUCGGGUCUUUUCUACAGAUUGUAAGAGAGAUGCAGUUGAUUUAUUGCUCAAGGCUGCAGGGUACCUAGAAUUUUGUGUCCGGAACGUUCUCUGUCGUAUACCACCAGAAAUCAAGCAAAGUAUGUCAAAAGAUUUGCAGGAUGGUGUACUAGAAGCUAUUUCCAUCCAAGCAUUAGGCCAGGGAACCGAAAUACAGCUUGGUUUAGCUAUUGAAAGUCAAAAGGCUACUUUAUCAGUGAAGAGGAGGCUGGCCUGUGAACUGCUGAUAUAUUACAGUCAGGCUUAUCAAUACUUGUCUGGAUGUGACUUGAGCCAUGGAUAUGGGAAGAAACAUAUGUGGUUCAUCAAAUGGAAAUUCGUAGAAGCAAAGGCUGCUGCUUAUUACUACCAUGGUCUGGUUCUCGACAAGGGUAGCGAACCGACCUGUCAUAUUAGUGCCGUAUGUUGUUUCCUAGCUGCACAAGAACUACUGGUAGAGAGCAAGAAAGCCUGCAUAAGCUUUUGCCUUGCAACUCCUGUAACCAGAGCACCUCCACUUUGGGGAGCUAUGAAGCAUUUACAUCAGAAAAUACCUGAGGUUGCAUCGAGGAAGUCACAGAUGUAUGGCUACCUCUUAGAAGAAGAGAAGGCACUCCAAACAUUACCUGAACUACCAGAUUUCCAACUAUCACUGAGACCUGAUGACUAUGAAUUACCUGCAAUGGAUCCUGCCUGGGAUUCUGAAAACUGCGAAAAACAGGGCCAGCCCCUGAAGGAGCAUCUCAAAGACAGUGAAGAUGAAAUUGAAACAGAAUGAAAUCAUUUUAUUUACAGACUUUUUCUUCUCAUUGUACCUCUUAUACAAGCUUUACCUUAUACACAAAGACAGAUAGUCACAAGCGGUGAAUGAUUGUUAACAGUGUUACUUUCAUAUUGAUCAUCAGAAUUGGCAUUGUGCCCCAUUGUUGGCGAACCUUAUAAACCAGGUGUUUAAAAUCAAUAGAAUUAGACUGCUUUGUUCCAA